Messenger RNA from Esox lucius (northern pike), 1389 nucleotides. It is a transcript of the gene cmc1, whose product is annotated as C-x(9)-C motif containing 1. Lineage: Eukaryota; Metazoa; Chordata; Actinopteri; Esociformes; Esocidae. The record is from RefSeq and is marked provisional. Gene Ontology annotation, cellular component: mitochondrion.
UUUUUCUUUACGUUUAUAUGUUUUGAUUGAGAAACAUUUACGAUAAUAAUGGAAACACCUAAAGCAGAGGAGCCUUUCCUAAGGCACGUGGAGAUUGAUGUGUUAAUCCCCAAGAUGAUGCGCGAGAAAGCCAAGGAGCGCUGUGCUGAGAAGGUUACAGCAUUCAACCAGUGCUGUAAAGAGACCGGGUUCCUCAUGGUGGUGAAAUGUCAGGAUCAGAACGCUGCCUUGAAGGAGUGUCUCACCAUGCACUACAGAGACCCAGCGUUCUUUGAGGAGUGCAAGCAGGAGUACAUCAAAGAGAAGCUCGAGUUUCAGAGGACGGGCGUGGCGGCUAAGAAUCGGUCGCAGAAGCUCCCAACGAGCAUGUAAAUGAACCGUCGCCUUCAGCCGUCUUCUCAGAUCAACUGGAGUGGUUACGGCGUAGGGGCUAGGAGACCAUUUGGAACAGAACGCCUUCGCCCCAGGAAAUAGGGGGCUGGGGGAUUGAAUGCUUACCCACAGGCCUUUGCCCUGUGUUUAUAUUGUACUCAUGAUUGGGACACUGACUGGUCCAGUUGCUUGGGUCAACAAUACAUGAUUAGAAAAAGGGGAGAGCCUAACAACCCAGAAGUCUAUGUACUGCUGUUUAUCAAGGGGCCGGCUGGGCUUGGUUUAACGAAAAGAAUGGUAGCAGUAAGACAUUUUAUCAUAGUGAAAUCAAAAACAGAAUUGGUCCCAUGAAUUUAUCUACUGACACUUUAUGGUGGAAUUUCAAGCUUUCCGACCCUUUUGUUGCUGAAGCUAUUGCAAUUGGAGGAUGCUGAUUGACAAAGGUGGGAGUUGGGAGGACUUUGUAGGCCGUACUCCUGUGUGACGACUAAGAGCCAGAUUGCCAUGAAGUGUCGGAACACCACAGUGUAGGUUUUCAUGUGAAACUAUUUCACCAACAGUGUGCAGUGAAAAACCCCACAGAGCCACGCUUGUUAAUCUGUUAUCCAAGCUGUCAUAACUGGAAACCGUGUCUUGUAAUUCACUCAUUAGUUGUCGUUGAUGCCGUCUUGCUUGCUCCGUAGUUUGAACAACUGUGUGUGAUGCUUUGGAGUUCUGGAAUUCUUUCUUGAAUUGCCUAUUGGGCCUGGAAGCUAGUUAGCAACAAAUUUACCUAUGAAAAUUGAUGACAGCGAUACCACCUGCCCAGAGUGAGAAUUAUUUUUUUCCCUCAGAAUUAUACAAACAUCGGCAAAGCAUACAGGCCCAUCAGAUUAAUAGGAUCCAUGUAACUUGCUUAUACAUUUAUUUGGGGGUUAGGUGUUUGUAAAUUUCUUUGAAUUUGUACAUAACCUGUGGUGUGAUGACUGCUGAAGCAUUAUGGUUAGAUUGUUAUAAAAAAAACAAUGAUUCAUAAUC